AUGGCCACGUUGGCAGAAGCAGAGCAAGAGCCACAGGCGCUCCCGGGAGAAGUGACGGAGGAGGUCGGCCCGUCAGAAGCACCUCAGGAAGAGGUGAAAGUUGUCGUGGCACCGUCGGCCACUCCUGAACUAAACUCCGAAAGUCAUCAACACGGAGGCGACGCAUGCGACGGCUCGAAAGCAGAUCAGGAGCUUCGUGACACCGCAGACACCAGGGACAGCGGCACAUCUGUUUCCUUGCACGCACCGGCCCCUGAUCAGGUAGCUGUUGCAUCAGGCGCAUGCACUGAUGUUCCGCCUGCGCCCGCGGCAGCAGUGGGCCUAUUCCACUUUGACACGGUCAAGGGCUACAAGCCUCAUGGUAAAGCGAUGGGCAUGACACUUAUCUCGACCUUCCUCUCUCUGACCUUCAUCUUUACGAUCACGAACAUCGACCCAGAUAGCUAUCAGCCUUGCAACAACCCUUCCGCGGCAGGCUGUUUAUAUCUCAAGAUCUUCUCUGCAGGGAAUGUGUCGUCAACGACAGGCUUCUUUGUAAGCGUGCUGAAUGGAGACGCGGACCUCGUGGGCCUGUCUAGUAGCAUUAAAGAUCAUUCAUGGCACGGGGAAGAGCUUUCCAGUUCGUGGUCUUUCCAUACUGGCAUGAGGGCAGCAGUUUCGUGGAUGAUAGCUAUUGGGGGCGACAUCACAUAUCAGCCCCCUGCCCUGUGCCCGAACAUGACAGUUGAUGACAUGCGGACAUUCUGCACCACAAUCGAGAUGAAGGAAGGAGCCCAAAAUCAUCUUCUGGGCGAGGGCCGACAAGUCUUCCUGCUGUUUACCACCCUGUGGUGCCUUUUCACAGUUGUUCAUGAUUGCCUUGUCCUUGAAAAGAGGAGGCAGAUGGCUGCCUUCACAGCCUUUGCGGCAGUCUUCGCUCGGGCGACUGCGGCUUCAACGGCCGCAUACUGGGCCUUUGGCAGCACGUCCGUGUUCAUUUCGCCCCACAAAGUUGAAGACUGCGCGUGCUUUUAUCAAAUGCCAGCCGUCCAAGCCCUCUUCACACUGGUCAGCCCCGUGCUGUUGCUGAAAGCCAGCUAUCAAGAGCUGUUAGACUGGCUACGUGGGGUGAUUUACGGGGAGUACCUUCACUUCCAGAGCCACCGGAUUCCACAUCAUGUUGAGCAAUCCAGCAGCUCUUGGACAUCAGGGCACCUGAUGGUAUGGAAAGAGCCCAUUCUUUCGCAAGCCCGCAUGAAUCCGAAGGUUUACAAGUACAUUGGCUGGUCAUAUUUUUUGAUCAUUGCCGCGUGGGAAGUCGCUUGCUUCACCCUCAUAGCUCCACUUGCUCCGAGCACACUUGUGAGAGCAGAGGAGGUUAUCGUCAAGUUCCUACAGUCCGCCGACAAUCAGACAGGUUAUGCCACGCACUGGCUUUACACCAUCCUCAGCUGGGCGAUUUAUUUCACACCUUGGACCUGCCUGGCAUGGGCAGCGCAAGCCAUUUAUGUUUUUCAUUUGGCGUACAAAGUCUGGUCAGAUGAAGAUCGAACAUGCCGUACUCUUGCCACAGUAGCCUUGUUUUGUUUCUUCGCUGUCGGUUCUUUCUUUGGCUCCCUCUGGGUCUUCAUCACCUCGUUGAGUUCACCCCCGAGCGGCUUGCCCGGCCGCGAGACCAUGGUCUUGCGGGCUGAACUGCGUGCAGUUGGACAAUAUAUGGGCGCCUUGUUGCUGUCCAUGGCUGUCGUUUUCUACUCUUCCCUGAAAAGCAUAGCCGCUGUGCAAGGGCUGGGCGAUGACAAGACUUUGAUGACGCCCAGCGGCUUCCUGGGUUUUUGUGAUGAGCAUCCCAAUGUGGUUCAGUCUGUUCCGGACCUCCUGAGGCUGCAGGAGGUUGCCUUCAUGUUGGAAAGCCGCUUGGAGAGUGCAGGCGAUGGGAAGGUGGAGCAGGACGAGGAACGCGCUGAAGGGGAAAUGGAGAUGGCGGUCAUGGCGGAGUGGAGCGGCAAGGUGGAGCAGAUUUGGUUUAGAGUUUAG
Molecule: messenger RNA, 2016 nt
Organism: Symbiodinium natans
Lineage: Eukaryota; Dinophyceae; Suessiales; Symbiodiniaceae
Source: the annotation of a GenBank genome assembly